CGGGACAGCGCCUGGGAGCCCGAAGGAAGGCAGCGGGAGGCUGCCAGGCUUCCUCUCCCGCUGGUGGUGGCCACGGCGCCCCUCCCGGCUCCGGCUCCGGGUUGCUCUCACAUCCUGGAUUUGUUUGCCCCGCCCCAGGCUGCCCCCUGCCUGCCUGCCCUGCCUUCCAAGGUUACCAGCAGACAGCCUGUGCCCCAGAACGGCCCUGGGAGGUCUGAUUCCACGUGGGGCUGAAACUGCUUAGCGUUGAAGAAAGCGAGCCUUAGCAGUUUCUUGUUGUUUUUCUUUUGUCGGCUCCUCAUCCGCCAGGCGAGUUACGGGCCCUCCGAGAGCACGUCAGCACUGAUUGGCUCUCAGGGGUUCCGGCGCACCCAUUCUCGUCUUAGAUUGGUCGUGAGAUCUCGCGCGAUCAGGACAAAACCAAAAAGGGGACCGGGUCGCGAGCAAGAUGGCGGCCGCUGCGGCCGGUGUAGGCCGGCUAGAGGAAGAGGCCCUGCGGAGAAAAGAACGGCUGAAGGCCCUACGGGAGAAAACGGGACGCAAGGACAAGGAAGAUGGGGAGCCAAAGAUCAAGCAGCUCCGAGAAGAGGAGGAAGAAGGCGAGAAGCACAGGGAACUCAGGCUGCGGAACUAUGUCCCGGAGGAUGAGGACCUGAAGAGGAGGAGGGUACCCCAGGCCAAACCAGUUGCCGUGGAAGAAAAGGUGAAGGAGCAGUUGGAGGCCGCCAAGCCUGAGCCCGUCAUUGAGGAAGUGGACCUGGCCAACCUGGCACCCCGGAAGCCCGAUUGGGACCUCAAGAGAGAUGUGGCCAAGAAGCUGGAGAAGCUGGAGAAGCGGACACAGCGGGCCAUCGCCGAGCUGAUCCGUGAAAGGCUGAAGGGCCAGGAGGACAGCCUGGCCUCUGCUGUGGACGCCAGUGCUGAGCAGGAGGCCUGUGACUCCGACUGAGUGGCUGCUGCCCCUCUGCCUGCUGGGCGGAGUAGAUGGCCUCGGCAGUGGGGCCAUGCCAGUGUCACCCUAGGUCUUCCUGGACAACUGCAGCAGCCCUGGUGGGGCUGAGCCCCAUGGCGGGGUGAGGACAGUUCCUGUCCCCAGGGUCCCUGCCACCCUGAGUGAGCACCCGUGCCUGUACAUACGUCUGUGUGCUGAACUCCAGUGUCAGAAGUGGAGACAAGUAAACCCUGUGUGCAGCAGAAACCUGU
Molecule: messenger RNA, 1203 nt
Organism: Heterocephalus glaber (naked mole-rat)
Lineage: Eukaryota; Metazoa; Chordata; Mammalia; Rodentia; Bathyergidae
Gene: Ccdc12
Product: coiled-coil domain containing 12
Cellular component (GO): U2-type spliceosomal complex; post-mRNA release spliceosomal complex
Source: RefSeq, a predicted model, not a curated record